AUGUUCCGCAGCAAGCUCUCCUCGCCUUCGUCAGUCACACUCGGGGAGAGAGGCGAUACUUUGCUGAUUGCCCACAGCGGUCUCAGGAAUCAACCUUGGACGGGCAAGGCCCAGGAGCCUCCGUCUUUCGAGCAAGUCGCGUUGAAGUAUGGGACCGACAAGGUCACGGGCCACAGCUACCAAUACAUGUACAACAAGUACCUCGCACCCAUGAGGAAUUCGCCGCUGAAGAUGCUGGAGAUUGGGCUCGGCUGCAACAUGGUGCGUGCUCAUGGGUACCUGCCUCCUCAUCUGCACCGCGUGACAUCGUACUACACUUGGCUCGAGUACCUGCCCAACGUCGAGUUGUACUAUAUUGAAUCGGAUGCAGCAUGCGCGGCCAAAUACGAACGUGAGACGGCCAAUGCUCACGUUUACACGGGGGACCAGGCGGAUGUGGCCUUUCUGGAGCGGUUCGCCUUGGAGACCGCCCAGGGAGGCCAAUUCGAUGUCAUUGUCGACGACGGGGGUCACACUAUGGAGCAACAGCUCACGUCACUCACACAUCUUUGGCCGACGGUGAAGCCUGGCGGCAUCUAUGUCAUAGAAGACCUCCAGACAAGCUACUGGGAGGGUUACGGAGGUGACCCAAUGACGACUCGCAGAGCAAAGCAUACGACAGUCAAGCAACUCUUUCGGGUCGUGGACGAUAUCAUGACUGGACGUAAUUCAUUGACGAUGAGUCGCGACGUACUAUCGGUAGAUUGCAUGGCGGAAAUUUGCACUCUACAGAAGAGCCAAGUCUCGCAGUGA
This is a messenger RNA of Purpureocillium lilacinum, 792 nucleotides long. The record is from RefSeq and is a predicted model, not a curated record. NCBI's taxonomy places the organism in Eukaryota, Fungi, Ascomycota, Sordariomycetes, Hypocreales, Ophiocordycipitaceae.